Salmo salar (Atlantic salmon) is the source of this 489-nucleotide messenger RNA. The record is from RefSeq and is a predicted model, not a curated record. Lineage: Eukaryota; Metazoa; Chordata; Actinopteri; Salmoniformes; Salmonidae.
AUGUCCCAGGACAGGCUUUGCAGUCUUGCCAUGCUGUCCAAUGAAAGUCAGUUAGCUAGAAAGCUGGACUUCGAAUACUUGAUCAGUGAUAUUUCUAGCAAGAAGGCUCGGCGCUGGGCUCUUGCAUUCCAGGUGAAGCUGGUGGAGAACAACAUCUUCAAGAGGGCCAGGACGAAGGGGAGGCUGCCUCUGCUGCAGACAGAACUCCUCCUGUCUGGUAUCAAGGCAGUUCGUCCAGGGGUAGAGGUCGUCUACUCCACCUGCUCCCUGUCCCAGCUGCAGAACCAGUGCAUGGUGGAGCAGGCCAUGCACCUGGCCCGGGAGGAACAUGGCAUCAGCCUGCAGGUAGCCGACCUUCGACUCCUCACACGCCUAUUUAAGGACACCUUCCAAUUGGCCCCAGACCUCCACCUGGGACAGCUGGUCCUGCCCCACCUCACCACUAACUUUGGGCCCAUCUACAUGUGCAAGCUGCAGAGGUUGAACUAG